AUGGGAGGCUGUGUGACGUCUAUGAUGGAGCGGCAGAACGAGCGGAGUCUUGUUGACUUUAGCGAAUACCAGGAAUAUAUGAGGCUUGGGAAGCAAUCGGAGCCCGUUCCAGGGACAGAGAAGAACAACGCCUCCGCCAUUUACCGCGUGGUUGGCAUGUCAGAUGAGGAACACAAAAAAAUCGUUCAGAGUUACUAUCUUUCAGAAACGCCAACCCAGAAUGUGUUUAAAAUGUGCAAGGAACUCAAAAAUAAUACGGCCAUGACAUACCGUGUCGUAGAAAAUAUUGAGCGCAUUACUUCAACCGAUCAUACUGGCAAAGAGAAGACGAUGGAAGUGUGCGUGUUUGAACCAGAACGUCGUAACAUAACCUAUUCGCAAUUGUGGACAAACAUAGAGAAACUGGGAAAGGGAUUAGCUGAAAUUGGACUUCAAGAAGGAGAGAAGGUGGCAAUGUAUGAAGAAACUCGAUGGGAAUGGUUUUGUUCGAUUCAUGCUAUUUGGUCUCGUCGUAUGGUUGCGGCGACUGUGUACGCAAACCUGGGUGAUGAUGCUCUUGCCUAUGCGCUAAAGGAAACCCAUUGUAAAGCUGUCAUUUGCAAUGGAAGUAAUGUUUUAAAACUAAUUGGUGUAUUAAGGAAGAUGGGGAUCCUCGGCACUAUUAUUAUUUAUCUUGGCUCAAUUCCAGAGUCCACGGAUACUGCAGGUUAUACUCUGUAUGCUUGGACCGAUGUCCUGAAAAAAGGCGAGGACAGUAAGGUUUCAGUUGUAAAUCUUCCCAGUUCGGAGAACCGCGAUGAUCUUGCACUUAUUAUGUACACAAGCGGUACCACAGGGAAUCCGAAGGGUGUAAUGCACUCGCACGGAAGUAUAUCAGCGGGAUUUUCAGCCUUGGCUCAUCGCGUCCGGGACGUUCUUGGCGAACCAAAUGAAUUGGAAACGUAUUGUUCGUAUUUGCCACUUGCCCAUAUUAUGGAACUUGCUGUGUUGAGUAUCCUGUUUCUUCGUGGGUGUACCAUUUGUUUUGGAAGUCCACGGACACUGUCGAGUACCUUUGCAAAACCGCGAGGAGAUUUUGAGGAGUAUCGCCCCGUGCUUGUCGUUGGUGUUCCACGUAUCUUUGAUACGGUAAAAAAAGGGGUGGAGGCAAAGUUACCCCCACCGGGCUCCUUAAAACGUCGUGUCUUUGAUUGUGCCUACCAGUCCCGUCUUAAGGCGCUAAAGGAAGGAAAAGACACGCCUUACUAUAACGCCAAAGUCUUUUCGCAGGUACGCAAGGCAUUGGGAGGCCGUGUACGUGUGCUGCUCUCUGGUGGAGGGCCUAUGAACCCCUCUACACAAGAGUUUGUAAAUGUUGUAUUCGGCAUGAUUAUUCAAGGAUGGGGACUCACAGAAACAGUCUGCUGCGGUGGAAUUCAGCGUACGGGCAAUCUUGAAUACGUGAAUGUUGGUCCACCACUCAAUUCCCUGGAAAUAAGGCUACUUGACACAGAGGAGUACAAGCACACCGACAAACCGGAACCCCGUGGGGAAAUAUUGCUGCGUGGGCCAUUUCUUUUCAAGGGAUAUUAUAAGCAGGAGGAACAGACAAAGGAGGUCAUUGACAACGAUGGCUGGUUUCACACGGGUGAUGUGGGUGCCAUAGCACCCAAUGGAACGAUUAGCAUUGUGGGCCGUGUGAAGGCGCUGGCAAAGAAUUCCAACGGUGAAUACAUCGCGCUAGAGACUCUGGAGGCAACCUAUGGAGCAAACGGCCUUGUUACCAACAAUGGUGUGUGUGUGCUGGUGCAUCCCAACCGUAGUUAUACGGUUGCUUUGGGGAUCACCACUAAAGAUCUUGUAAUGAAAUUUGCAAAGGAAAACAAAAUUCCUGGCAGCUUUCCCGCCAUUCUUGAAAACAAAGAGUUUCGCCAGAAGGCGACAGAAUCGUUUCAGGCGACUGCACGAGCGGCCGGUCGCAGGAGCUUCGAGAUAGUCCGCCAUGUGAGACUGUUGGCAGAGGAAUGGACCCCCGAAAACGAUGUCUUGACGGCAGCCAUGAAGUUGAAGCGACGCGUCAUUGACGAGCGCUACAAGGAAUUAAUUAAGGAAUUGUUUACCGAGGAUCUUUAG
Molecule: messenger RNA, 2112 nt
Organism: Trypanosoma cruzi
Lineage: Eukaryota; Euglenozoa; Kinetoplastea; Trypanosomatida; Trypanosomatidae
Product: fatty acyl CoA synthetase, putative
Exons: 1
Coding region: 1-2112 (703 amino acids)
Cellular component (GO): membrane; endoplasmic reticulum
Molecular function (GO): long-chain fatty acid-CoA ligase activity
Source: RefSeq, a predicted model, not a curated record